CGCAGUUAUUUGCAUAUUUCUACCUUUGUUCCUUGCCGGCGGCCAAUCAGCGCGCCGGGCGAGGCGGGGGGGGCUGGGCGGGGCUCAGGCUCCGGCUCCCGCUGCGGCGGCCGCAGGUUCCAGAGCGGGUCGGAGCCGCCCCGGGGUUGCCGCGCAGUGCAGCCCUAGCCCCGGGCUCACCGCUCGCAUCUGCGUUUCUGCCUGGCUUCGGCCAGGCCCAGACGCGAGGACAAAGAGGCUGUCGGCGAGGCUCCGCCGGAGCCAGAUUUACCUGCACUUGCCGGGAACCACAGGCUGCAAUAUGGUUUGCGGGGGCUUCGCGUGUUCCAAGAACUGCCUGUGCGCGCUCAACCUGCUCUACACCUUGGUUAGCCUGUUGCUGAUUGGAAUUGCUGCCUGGGGCAUUGGCUUCGGGUUGAUUUCCAGUCUCCGCGUAGUCGGCGUGGUCAUUGCGGUGGGCAUCUUCUUGUUCCUGAUCGCCUUGGUGGGACUGAUUGGAGCCGUGAAACACCAUCAGGUGUUGCUAUUUUUUUACAUGAUUAUUCUCUUACUUGUAUUUAUUGUUCAGUUUUCUGUAUCGUGUGCUUGCUUAGCCCUGAACCAGGGGCAACAGGGUCAACUUCUGGAAGUUGGCUGGAACAAUACAGCAAGUGCUAGAAAUGACAUCCAGAGAAAUUUAAACUGCUGUGGGUUCCGAACUUUUAACCCAAAUGAGACCUGUCUGGCUAGCUGUUUUAAAAGCAGCCGCUCUUGCGUACCAUGUGCUCCGAUAAUAGGAGAAUAUGCUGGAGAAGUUUUGAGAUUCGUCGGUGGCAUUGGCCUCUUCUUCAGUUUUACAGAGAUUCUGGGUGUUUGGCUGACCUACAGAUACAGGAACCAGAAGGAUCCUCGUGCUAAUCCUAGUGCAUUCCUUUGAUGAGAAAACAAGGGAAAUCUUUCAUAUUCUGAUCUUGUUCACUUUCUCUAACUUUAAGUUAAGCUAUUUUGCCUGUUUAAGGAAACAAUGUCUGAAAAAUUACAUGAUUGACAGUGGAAUUAUAUAUUUUUACUCUUAGGUUUCUCUAAAUGUUUUUCUUUUUCCAUUGCUGAAAAAAAGUUGAAACUUGUGGUCUCCUCUGAACCUCAGUGGUCCCUGUAAUCUACUGUAUUCAGUGUCUGGCACUGUCCACUGUGGCCUUUCUUAGCAUUUUUACCUGCAGAAAAACUUUGAAUGGCACUAUUGUGUUGAUCAUAUUGUGACUCUAAAUAGACAUCUCACUGGAAUAAUUAGUUGUAUGUAGCACUGUGCUGUGGAGAUAGUUCCUUACUGGAAAAAAGAAUUGAUGUUUAUUAAAGCCAGAAAGUAUGCGAUUCUUUUAUGUUAAGUUCAAUAAGGGAAAUGUAAGUUCCCAAAUUUUUUUGUCUUUUUAGGAAAGGUGUAUUGUGGUAAAAAUUGUUAAUAUAAAAGUGAUAAUUUAGUUCUAGUAGUCUUUUAUGAUUACACUAAUGUAUUCUAGAAAUAGCUAUGUCUUUAGGAAAGUGUAGUUUAGUUUUUGAUUUUUACAGUUAACUGCGAAAGAGAAAUGGUCUCAUGAAAUGUUCUCAUGUACAUUUGCCUCCAGCCUUGAAAAUGGAAUGUUUGAGAAAUUCCGAAAGUAUACCUAUAUAAUCUUGAUGUGUUUUUAUAAUAAUUUGAAGUCCAAAAGACUGCAUUUUUAACCAAGUUACUCUUAAUGCAUUGGCCCACGUAGCAAAAAGAUACUUGAUUAUCUUAUAAAUUGUUAAAUACCUAUUUCAUGAAAUUUCUCAGUAUUGUAACAGCAACUUGUCAAAUCCAAGCAUAUUUGAAUGUGAUCUCCCAUAAUUUGAAAUUGAAAUAGUAUUGUGGUUCUGUAUAUUAUGUUUAAAAAUUAAAGGAUGGAAACCUUUCUUUGUGUAUGAAUGUUUGAAUUAAAAGAAAGUAAUGGAAUAAUUGAUAAAUGAA
Equus quagga is the source of this 1963-nucleotide messenger RNA. It is a transcript of the gene TSPAN13, whose product is annotated as tetraspanin 13. The transcript is spliced from 6 exons. Lineage: Eukaryota; Metazoa; Chordata; Mammalia; Perissodactyla; Equidae. Bases 302 to 916 code for a protein of 204 amino acids. Gene Ontology annotation, cellular component: membrane. The record is from RefSeq and is a predicted model, not a curated record.